Lipotes vexillifer (Yangtze River dolphin) is the source of this 2411-nucleotide messenger RNA. RefSeq names its product carbohydrate sulfotransferase 15 (gene CHST15). Gene Ontology annotation, biological process: hexose biosynthetic process. The coding region runs from base 726 to 2411 and encodes 561 amino acids. Lineage: Eukaryota; Metazoa; Chordata; Mammalia; Artiodactyla; Lipotidae. The record is from RefSeq and is a predicted model, not a curated record. Gene Ontology annotation, molecular function: N-acetylgalactosamine 4-sulfate 6-O-sulfotransferase activity. The transcript has 8 exons.
AUUCCAGACUCGAGCUGAUGUGUGUCAGCGCGACAUGGGGCGGGGGGAGGGUUCUUUUCGGAUGUUUCAUUCGCCAUCCGCACGUCACUCCCAAACUUUUCCUCCCUGCGCUCGGGGAGUCAGGUUGACGCGCCCUGGAUGAGGGGCUCGAGGCGCGGGGCUGGGCGCGCUCCCGCGGAGCUGGAGCCGAAGAGGCUCCCGGGCUGGACUCGGGCUUCUCAGGCAAUCUGACAUCUUAAAGAUUUUGAAGAGGAAACAUUUCAAAGGAACACAGGCUGUAAAAGAAGAAAUCUUCAUGGACUCUGUGUGGAUGGUGCGCCAAUCCAUCCUUCAUUGAGGCCAUGAGAUCUUCUAAUCCCUUGGGUGUUCCCAUGUUCUCCAGUGAGAACUCCUCCACUUCAUUUGGUGCCAUGGGAAAAACCUGAAGGACAGGAAGAAUUGCUCCCGACCUUGUGGCUUUUUCCAGGAUUGCAGUGGCUCUUACAGACCAUGAUAAUUGGAGAUCAUUCGUGCUGUCUUUCGGAGUCGAACCAAAGAACACGCUUCCUCAUUCUCUGGUGUUUUAGCGCCUGAUCAUUUUUAUAUUUGUUUCUGUUGCUUGUGCCUUUCAACCAUCGUAUGUGAUCACGAGACGUCCUUGAAGUUUGCCAGCACGACUUGCAGGCAUCCGGACUCCCUGGGGGCUCGCCCAUGGCUUGGUGGGCCGGCAGCCCAAGGGCAUUACGAUGAGGCACUGCAUUAAUUGCUGCAUCCAGCUGUUGCCGGACGAAGCACACACACAGCAGGUCAGCUGCCGAGGAGGCCCCCAUCACAGUCGCCAGGAGUGCCCCAUGUGCAAAGGAGAAAACAAAAUUGUGUUUCGAGUGGACGGUAAGCAGAUGAACUUGCUUGCCGUUCUCGAAGUGAGAGCUGAAGGGAAUGAGAGCUGGAGUGGGUUUUUGCGCUUCAAGAAGGGGAAGCGAUGCAGCCUCGUUUUUGGAUUGAUAAUAAUGACGUUGGUGAUGGCUUCUUACAUCCUUUCUGGGGUCCACCAGGAGCUUCUGCUCUCAUCGCCUUUCCAUUACGGAGCCCUCCCCAGCAAUCCCAGCUUGAUGGAUAGUGAAAAUCCGAGUGACACAAAAGAGCAUCAUCACCAGCCCUCUGUAAAUAAUAUUUCGUAUGUGAAGGACGAUCCAAGCAUUAAAUUAAUUAUCAACAGCAUCACAGCCAGGAUUGAGUUCACAACCAGACAGCUCCCAGACGUGGAAGAUCUCAAGAAGCAGGAAUUGCACAUGUUUUCAGUCAUCCCGCACAAAUUCCUCCCCAACAGUAAGAGCCCCUGUUGGUACGAGGAGUUCACGGGGAGGAACACCACCGACCCCUACCUGACCAACUCCUACGUGCUCUACUCCAAGCGCUUCCGCUCCACCUUCGACGCCCUGCGCAAGGCCUUCUGGGGCCACCUGUCCCACGCGCACGGCAAGCACUUCCGCCUCCGCUGCCUGCCGCACUUCUACAUCAUCGGGCAGCCCAAGUGCGGCACCACCGACCUCUACGACCGCCUGCGGCUGCACCCGGAAGUGAAGUUCUCCGCCAUCAAGGAGCCGCACUGGUGGACCCGGAAGCGCUUCGGAAUCGUCCGCCUGAGAGAUGGUCUGCGGGACCGCUAUCCCGUGGAAGAUUAUCUGGACCUCUUUGACCUGGCUGCACACCAGAUUCAUCAAGGACUGCAGGCCAGCUCUGCAAAGGAACAGAGCAAGAUGAAUAGAAUCAUUAUCGGGGAGGCCAGCGCCUCCACCAUGUGGGAUAACAAUGCCUGGACGUUCUUCUAUGACAACAGCACGGAUGGUGAGCCCCCCUUUCUGACUCAGGACUUCAUCCACGCUUUCCAGCCAGAGGCGAAACUGAUCGUCAUGCUGAGGGACCCUGUGGAGAGGUUGUACUCAGACUAUCUCUACUUUGCAAGUUCGAAUAAAUCUGCAGAUGACUUCCAUGAGAAAGUGACAGAAGCGCUGCAGCUGUUUGAAACUUGCGUGCUGGGUUAUUCACUGCGCGCCUGUGUCUACAACAACACUCUUAACAACGCCAUGCCUGUGAGGCUGCAGGUCGGGCUGUACGCCGUGUACCUUCUGGACUGGUUCGCGGUCUUUAAUAAAGAACAGUUCCUCAUUCUCCGCCUGGAGGACCACGCCUCUGACGUCAAGUACACCAUGCACAGGGUCUUCCAGUUUCUCAGCCUCGGGCCCUUAAGUGAGAAACAAGAGGCCUUGAUGACCAAGAGCCCCGCAUCCAACGCGCGGCGUCCCGAGGACCGGAGCCUGGGGCCCAUGUGGCCGGUCACACAGAGGCUCCUGCGGGACUUCUACGGGCCUUUCAACGCCCGGCUGGCGCAGGUCCUCGCCGACGAGGCCUUCCUGUGGAAGAAGACGUGA